Labeo rohita (rohu) is the source of this 934-nucleotide messenger RNA. RefSeq names its product tripartite motif-containing protein 16. The coding region runs from base 1 to 618 and encodes 205 amino acids. The transcript is spliced from 3 exons. The record is from RefSeq and is a predicted model, not a curated record. Lineage: Eukaryota; Metazoa; Chordata; Actinopteri; Cypriniformes; Cyprinidae. Gene Ontology annotation, molecular function: protein binding.
AUGACGUCCUCUUUGUUGACUGAAUGUGUGUGUGUGUUUUCUAGUGUUGAUCAUGGAGGAAAAUCCAGGAUUACAGCAGGACCGAAGAAAUAUGCCUGUUUUCUCACACUGGAUCCAAACACAGCAAACACUGAACUCAGUCUGUCUGAGGAGAACAGAACAGUGACAAACAAGGACAAGAAACAUUCAUAUCCUGAUCAUCGAGACAGAUUUGAUUAUUAUUAUCAGGUGUUGUGUAGAGAGAGUGUGUGUGGACGCUGUUACUGGGAGAUUGAGUGGAGUGGAAAUGAAGGUGUGUACAUAUCAGUGUCAUAUAAGAGCAUCAGGAGGAAGGGACGGGGUAAUGAGUGUGCGUUUGGAAAUAAUGAUCAGUCCUGGAGUUUGUUCUGCUCUCCUGACAGAUACUCAUUCAAACACAAUAACAUAGAGACUGAUCUCCCUGUGAAGCCCAUCAUCAGUAGAAUAGGAGUGUAUGUGGAUGAGAGUGCAGGAACUCUGUCCUUCUACAGCGUCUCUGACACAAUGAGCCUCAUCCACACAGUCCAGAUCACAUUCACUCAGACGCUCUGUGCUGGGUUUAGGGUUAAUAUUGGAUCAUUAGUGAAACUGUGUUGGUGAAUGAGAAUAGACUGAUGAGAGAUUGUACCCAUAAUGCUUUGAGCUGAUGAUGAAUCAGUAACAGUGAGAUGUUAUAGAGUCUCUUCAUCACAUGAAUCUGAACAUGAAUCAGAAUAAAUGUGUGUGAUAAAUCCUCAUAUAGACAGUAAGAUCAGUGUGUGUGUAAGUAUAUUUGUGUUUUAUUGUUGUGUCUCAUCAAUCAUUUGUUUUAUUAUGAUCAAAAUCAUCUUUCAGUUCAAUACAAACAUGAUUCAUGAACAUGUCAUUCAUUUCUUUCUAUUGUUUUUGCACAUAAAUAAUAAAACACAGUCACAAA